Messenger RNA from Knipowitschia caucasica, 258 nucleotides. Lineage: Eukaryota; Metazoa; Chordata; Actinopteri; Gobiiformes; Gobiidae. The record is from the annotation of a GenBank genome assembly.
AUGUCAGUGCACAGUAAUCUCAAAGUGUUUCACAGAGUUGACAAGUCCAGACUAGAGGUGUCAGACUGUGUUGAAGGUGUUCAAAGAUUGUUCUGCAACUCACUCAUGAUGAGGGAAAAGAGCAACAAGGGGAAAAUGCCCGCUCGGAAAUGCGACAUGUGUAGAGUAAUACAGGCCUUAUCCCAAGUUUCUCAGACGGAGUGUCUUCCAGUGUCUCGAGCUAGUGCAGUGCCAAGGUGCUGUGCUUGGACCUUGUGA